Trypanosoma cruzi is the source of this 1851-nucleotide messenger RNA. RefSeq names its product adenylosuccinate synthetase, putative. The coding region runs from base 1 to 1851 and encodes 616 amino acids. NCBI's taxonomy places the organism in Eukaryota, Euglenozoa, Kinetoplastea, Trypanosomatida, Trypanosomatidae. The record is from RefSeq and is a predicted model, not a curated record. Gene Ontology annotation, biological process: 'de novo' AMP biosynthetic process; IMP metabolic process. The transcript has a single exon. Gene Ontology annotation, molecular function: GTP binding; adenylosuccinate synthase activity. Gene Ontology annotation, cellular component: cytoplasm.
AUGGACAAACAGGCGGAAAGAGGCCAGAGCGCGGGUCCGGUGAAAACACCGCAAGGGACACAACCCCCGGCGCACAACUACACAUACCACACCAACGCGGCACAGAGGGCCGUGUAUGAUUACCUGAAGAAUGUGAAGCCCAUUCCAGAGCUUGCGGAACCAAAAACAUAUAAAACAUAUGAGGAAGCAUCUGUAGAAGCGGUAUUGUACCCCAUCAUUGAAAAGCACCAGGUGAUCAUGGUAGCCGGAGCAUUCUUUGGCGAUGAAGGAAAAGGAAAGACGGUCAACGCUGUCGCGAACCACCCAGGUUGUACAUUUAUUGCACGUGUGAACAGCGGUGAAAAUGCCGGUCAUACAGUGUACGAUGACGCAGGACGCAAGUUUGUUUUUAAUCUCGCUCCCUCUGGAUUGCUUUCAAAAGGAAAACGUAAUUAUGUGGGCCCGGAAUGUGUUAUGGAUCCCAUCAGUUUUAUGGAAAAUGAGGUGAAACAACUGAUUGAGGCGAAUGUUCCGUAUAAAGAGCAGUUAUUUAUUGGCAACGUCAGUAUUGUUACACCUUAUCACAAGUUACUUGACCUGCUUGCUUCAGCGCCCAAUUCCUCGACACUGAAGGGCAUGGCACCCAUUCACGCAUCCAAAGUGACAAAACGUGGUAUUCGUCUGGAUCACAUUUUCAAUGACCAGUCUGUGCUCCGCUCGCGCCUCAGGAAGGACAUAGACACGUACUUUGGCUUUUUGAAGGUCAAGGGUCUGUCGGAUGCAGACGUUUUGCGACGCUGCGAGAAAGAGAACGGUGACGGUGUGGUGCGAGUACCACCCUAUGUGGUGGAAUUUGUGCAGGCCGAGGACAAGGUGGAGUACCUGGUCAAACUGUACAUGGAUCGUGUGAGGAACAACAAGAAUUUUCCAGCUCGGUGUGAUGUGGCACAUGAGUUGCGCUCUGCGCUGUCGCGUGGUGAGAAGGUCAUGUUGGAAGGACCACAGUCUUAUUGGUUGAGUAAUGCCCGUGAAAAAUUCUGGGAGAGCACUACUUCUGCGGACACAACGGCGUCUGGUCUGUUGGCCACGGCACAAUACAACUUUCAACUUUACAGCUCCGUGGUGAUUAAUGUACACAAGGCGCCGGGGAGCAGCCGUGUUGGAGUUGGGGCUAACCCCAGCAGCUUCGUUGCACAGGACUAUUUUUCCGCAACAGGUGUGAAGACGCUACGAGAUCUUCCUGAAAACAUGUGCGUGGACUUUGACAGCAUUCAGAAACUGUUCUUUACCAAGGCAUUUCACCCGGAGACUAAAGAGUACAACGGUAUCUGGGAGCCGUUGGAGUUUGAGGACUCCACUGGCAAAUAUAACAUUGGCGUUGCCAUGGCCGUCGCUUCUUCGCGUCAACAUGGCGAAUGUGGUGCGGUGACGAAGAAGCCUCGUGUGUGCGGAUUUUUUGACUGUGUGCUGCAAUACGAGGUGAACGCGGUCCAGGGGCCGUACCUCUCCAUCUCCGCACUCGAUCGUGGUGACGAUUACGAUAAGCUCGGUGUUACUAUCGCAUACGUGUACUACAACGGCAAGAACGACGAGGUGCUGAACAUCAACGGCCGCGAGUACAAGAACGGCGACAUCAUUAAAGCCGGUGAGGCGGUGCCAGGGGAGGUUGCACUGUAUUACUGCCACCCCAUUGUGAAGCUCAUUAAUGGAUGGAAACAAACCCCCAUUGCCGCUUCCAAGCGUAAACCCGGCGAUCCGCUGCCACGAGGCGUCUGCGAAUUCCUCAGCACGGUCGAGUACUUUACCAAAGCGAAGAUCAUCUCCAUCGGCAACGGGCCAAGGGGAAAGGACAUCAUAUAUAUUAAGCAGUAA